Messenger RNA from Ramularia collo-cygni, 1332 nucleotides. RefSeq lists its product as uncharacterized. The coding region runs from base 1 to 1332 and encodes 443 amino acids. The transcript has 2 exons. The record is from RefSeq and is a predicted model, not a curated record. Gene Ontology annotation, molecular function: protein binding. Gene Ontology annotation, cellular component: Cul4-RING E3 ubiquitin ligase complex. NCBI's taxonomy places the organism in Eukaryota, Fungi, Ascomycota, Dothideomycetes, Mycosphaerellales, Mycosphaerellaceae.
AUGGCCCCGAAUUUGCCCGGCUACUACUUUGAUGAAGAAAAGAAGAAAUACUUCGGAAUCCAACCCAAUCACAUUGCUCCAAACAAUGCAAAGUACUCUCAAGCCAAUGUGCAGCAUGAGGAGCACCUUGCCAAGAAGCAGAAACUCGAAGAUAAUAACAAAAAGGUCCUGAAGUCACAGACGGUGCUUUCUGCUCGGGUUUUAAAGCACUCAUUACUUGGCGGAAGUGGUCUUCUUCGAGAAUGCGGCAAGUCAUCAAGGACUAUGGUGCAGCGAGAAGAUGCCUUCUUGCGAGGACUUCAAAAGAGUCGCGACAAGAAUCUACACUUUCCAUUCGGUCUAGUCCUCGACGCUCACUGGACUGACUCUCGCGUCGCCGUGGUCUCUAAUGCCGGAAUUCACUCAUACGAACGAAGUGAUGGACCAGUCUAUACCGACGAAGGCAUAUGCCACGUGACCACUCCAUCACUCCCAUAUCCACAAAACGUCAUCAUCAAUUCAACCAACAUGACGACAAUCUCCGGCGUGCCGCACAUUCUAGGCUGUACAAAUGGUAUCGGGAUGAAUGCCUUUCUCGUACCAAUCGAAGGGUCCAUCGGAGGAGGAAAUCGUUGGACGGUGGACGGACUCCUCUUCGACUGCGCCGUCAAUGACAUUGACAACACGAAGCUUGCAUUCGUAGGCAAUUCCACGGUCAUGACCGUCGAUGCCUUUACCCAUAGUGUCAGCGCAUCCAUCAAUUUGGAAAAUUUCCCGUCCGCCCGUACGAAUGAAUGGCCGGACGCGGUAGAUGCAACGUCUGCUCGGAAGGUUGAGUGGCUGAGCGAGCAUACCCUAGCUUUCGCAACCCGCGAGCAUUUCGAGAGACGGCACUACAACCACCAGGUCAUGCUUUGGGAUGUUCGUUCCCCUACCGCCACCUCUGCUCGAUGGAGACGAGAGAGCCGGAUUUCCGGCCUAUCCAAACCARACACCAGCGKCAACAAUCUCAUCGUCACUAGCAAUUUCGAUAUUUCCAUGUACGAUCUGCGAGUGUUGAGGGCUGAUCGACCACUCCUGACCAUACGGCAUCAAUCCGUAGGAGAUGUGACGUAUCAUGCGACGUACAAUGGGAAUCUGCUCGCUGCGAUUGAUCAUAACAUGAAAAUUCAAGGCUAUUCUUGGAAGACGGGCAGGUUUGUCAAGACCAUUCAUGCGCCGCGAGAAGAAUGGUGGCAGCAGGAUACGAUCUUGAUGAGGAGUGUCAAGUGGGUUGAUGAGGCGGGUGAAGGACCGAGAUUGCAGGCUUGUCAUGGGAAGGAGGUGUUUAGUUAUCAGAUGUCGUGGUUGUGA